Molecule: messenger RNA, 1089 nt
Organism: Rhipicephalus microplus (southern cattle tick)
Lineage: Eukaryota; Metazoa; Arthropoda; Arachnida; Ixodida; Ixodidae
Gene: CSN7
Product: COP9 signalosome subunit 7
Biological process (GO): COP9 signalosome assembly
Cellular component (GO): COP9 signalosome
Source: RefSeq, a predicted model, not a curated record
CAUUCUAGUACACUCUAGUUCUGGGUUGAAUAGACUAGAAGCCGACCAGUAGAAGAGCGUGUAGAGCGCUACUAAAGCUGUCUUUUGCAGCUCCAACGUUUAUUAUUAUAAGCAUACUUAUCCAUAGUGUGGUCUGGCAGUUAUGGCCGACAACAACACUGCCGCCGCCACCACAAUGAUGCAGUCAUCUCAGCUGGAACAGUACCUUCUCUUGGCCAAGACAGCGAAAGGCGCCGCAGCCGCCGAACUCAUCAAGCAGGUCACAGAAGCCCCUGGCGUUCAUGUCUUCGGAGAGCUACUCGACAUGCCAAACAUUCAGGAGCUGGCAAAUGGUCCCCACAGCACCUACUUAAAUCUCCUCAACUUGUUUGCAUUUGGGACCUAUGCAACGUACCAUGAGAACAAAUCUCAGUUUCCACCAUUAACGCCGGCUAUGGUUACGAAAUUAAGGCACCUCACCAUAGUGUCUUUAGCAACAAAAACAAAGUGUAUCCCAUAUUCCACGUUGCUAAAAGAACUCGACAUGAAGAACUUGCGGGAGUUAGAAGAUAUGAUCAUCGAUGUGAUCUAUGCUGACGUGGUGCGAGGGAAGCUGGACCAGAAGAACAAUCAGCUGGAAGUGGACUACACCAUAGGCAGAGACAUCCGUCCAGAGGACGUCAAUACCAUCAUCCGAGUGCUGCAGGAAUGGUGUACAAGCUGCGAGACUGUAGUGAACAGCAUUGAGUGCCAGAUCACCCGUGCUAAUGCUAUGAAGGACUCGCACAUAAAGCUGAAGCAACACAUUGAAAACGAGGUGGCAAGCGUAAAGAAGAAUCUAAAGGUGCAAUCGCAAGAUGUGGACGACCAAAUGGGUGCCGAUGGCCGAGAUGACAGCCAUAUGGACAAGCCGGGCAAGAAGGGAUCCAAGAGCAAAGGGUUACCACAUCAGAGUAGAAGAUGAGAGUGGCUGAGAAAACGCCUGGGCUUUAAAGACUGACCUGCUUGAGUUGAAACAGGAUGGAGAAACGGCCAAGAGAAGACCACGAAAGGCUUUCUUGAAACACUGUAUAAACUGUAAAAUAAAAAAUCCUGUUCCGUGCUGCCUUA